CCAAAUUGCCGUUCAAGGCCUUCGCUUCAAUCUCAUGAUCUCAUCCCCCUUCGGCCCUUCUCUCCCCCCUCCGAACCGGCGAACCCUAGCCACCCUGAUCACUUCCCAGCUCGAACCCGCUGCGGCGCGAGUCCUCGGCAGUGCGGCAGCUGAUCCUGCGGUCAAGGCGGCGGCGGCGGCGGCUAGAUGGUGCUGGUGUCUGGCGGCGGGGGGAAUGCGUGGGCUAAGGAGAUGACGAUCCGCCGCAAGAUGGCCAGCAUAUUCAACAAGACGCGGGAACAUUUCCCUACUCUGAAGGACUACAACGAUUAUCUGGAAGAAGUUGAGGAUAUGACUUUCAACCUGAUCGAAGGAAUAGAUGUCGAUGCGAUCGAAGCUAAAAUUGCAAGAUACCAGAAAGAAAAUUCAGAGCAGAUAGUCUUGUCCCGAGCAAAAAGGGCUGAAGAUCUUGCGGCAGCACUUAAAGCAAGCAGGAUGAACCCUGUAAAGACCGACGCCGACGAUACGGAUGUUGGGAGUUCCCAGGGUAUUAGUGGUGGGGCAGGAUUUCAGGGCCAGUAUGCGCCUGCUGCUGUUCCUGGUGGGAUGGGUCAGCCUCGUCCCACAGGUAUGCCCCCUCAACCAAUUGGCGGUCGGUCAGAUCCUCUUCAAGGAGAUGACGAGGAGACCAGGAGACUGCGUGCAGAGAGAGCAGCACGAGCAGGCGGAUGGACUAUUGAAUUGAGUAAGAGGAGAGCGAUGGAGGAGGCGUUUAGCGCCAUAUUCAUCUAGAUCAGAUCAAAGGCAGCACCUGGCCUGGAGGAAAGCCAGUACUAUACUUAAGAUGGCCUUUGAACAAUUACACGACAUUGGAUGCUCUGUAUUUUAUCUUCUGUGUAUGGAGUUCUUGCUGAGGGUAUUUUAUCAAGCGGCCUUGUGGUUGCAAAAGCUUGCUUUCUUUGCAAGCUGGGAAUUUGCACAUUGUUGUACCUUGUCAGUAUCAGGUCAUCGUGACAGUCAGACUUGUAACUGUGCCUUACUGUCAAUUGUAACUGUGCCUUCGUAAGGUCAAGAUAAGCUUUAAGAGCCUCGCUGCCUCUCGAACAUAAACAAAUUUUGUCCUGUAAUAUUUCUUUUUGUCAGAAUUUUAGUUGAAUCCAAUCCUGUGGCCUAUUGUGACU
Setaria italica (foxtail millet) is the source of this 1160-nucleotide messenger RNA. RefSeq lists its product as uncharacterized. The transcript is spliced from 5 exons. Gene Ontology annotation, cellular component: transcription factor TFIIH holo complex. NCBI's taxonomy places the organism in Eukaryota, Viridiplantae, Streptophyta, Magnoliopsida, Poales, Poaceae. Gene Ontology annotation, biological process: DNA repair; regulation of cyclin-dependent protein serine/threonine kinase activity; regulation of transcription by RNA polymerase II. The coding region runs from base 187 to 771 and encodes 194 amino acids. The record is from RefSeq and is a predicted model, not a curated record.